AUGUCGGAGGAGUUACCAAAGAGGCUUUUUAAGGAGGGCGAAGAGCCUCAGGUGUCUCAGAUCAAUAACAACUGCAGGAUCGACUACAUAAUUAAGAAGUUCACAGCGUGGAUGCCAAAGGAGCUGGAUGUUGUGAAGAAAGAUCCGGUGUUUGCUCAGAUUUUUAAGCUUCAUGAAAACGGUCUCGGGUACUCGGCGAGAGUGGUACACAGCUUCUUGUGCAGGGAGCUGGUGACUUACAAGCUUCACGAGCUUUGGUUUGUCUUUGCGAGGAGACCACUUCGAUUCUCACUUCAAGAGUACCACGCAGUAACCGGGUUUGAGUGCAACACGAGUAUCUCCCUUUCGGAGUUUGAAGAGUGGAAAUUUGAUGGUGGUUUCUGGAGCAGGGUUUUGAGGAGGAAAGACGAGACAGUUACACUCUUCGAUCUGUGGAAUAAGGACAAGGACUCUGUCAAGAAGUGGAAGAAUGCAGAUCGCAUACGGCUGAUCUACCUUGCCUUCAUUCUUUGUGUCGUUUUAGCGAGAGAUGAGAAGCAGAAUAUCCCUCUCAAAUACAUCAAGGUGGUCAUGGAUCUUGAGAAGGUUCGAAAGUAUCCUUGGGGAGUUGCUUCUUAUGAUCUUCUCUGCGAGUCAAUAGCCAAGAACCGCUACAAACUGAAGGAGAAGACAAGUAGUUAUGUUUUAGAUGGAUUCUCCUACGCCUUGCAGAUUUGGGCAAUGGAAGCUGUACCAAAGAUUGGAAAGCUUUGUGGUAAGAAACUGGACAAAGCUUUUGCGGAUGGUCCUAGAUGCAUCAACUGGAUGGGAGCUGGAAAGGUGUCAUAUCAAGAGAUCAAUCGGUUGGAGGAGAUUUUUACAGCUGAGGAUGACAUGUAUCCAUUCAUCUCAUCGACAGGGAAUAUGGAUAUUAUCCAGAGUGUUGAUUUCCGCAGAGAUGAUGUGGAGGAUGAAAGAAUCAAGGGUCUGAUGGAGCUGAUUUCCGCAAAGAAUGACUUCACUCAGCAUGUUUGGGAUUUCGAAGAAGCUGUAGAGGAAUCUCUAGAUCAGCCUGGUGAAGAGGGAGUGAAUGAUGAAGCAGCUGAGACAGAUGAGAGUGAUGAAACUUUUCAGACUCCAAGAGGAUCAACGAGCCUAGGCGAUACAUCAAAGCAGGGUAAGAAAAGGCUUCCAGAUCGUGGUAUGGAAAAAAGGAAGCAUAAGGUUCUCAAUGGUGGAUCGAAGCAACCAUCUUUUAAUGAAGACAUGAAGACUUUUAUGGCGCAGUUGUUUGAGCAGAGUAUCUCUGCAAUGGAGCAAAGGAUGGAGAAGAAGAUGGAUGAGAAAUUAGAGCAAUUGGAACAUCGGCUAAAAGCUCCAACUAAGGAACCCCGCGUUGAAGUUGAGGAUGGAGAGACGCCUUCUCCGAGCAAGACAACGACGACCCAGCAGCCAUCGUUGAGGAGGUCCACACGCGGGAGUCCAGUGGAUCUUAAUUUCACUCAAGAAGAGGCUAGCUUUCGUGGAAUCAGUACGCAAGGCGUCGAAGGGCUUUCUCAGGCGUCUCAUGUGACCGACUUUGAUCCAUCUCAGACAGCCAAGGCAGAUGACUGGUGGACUCCAAUGACUUCAGUUCGAGGUUCGAGCAAGGCUAAAGCUCGUAAAGACAAUACAGUUCAACCCUCACAGUGGAAGAAAUGGUCUAGACUUGAGCUUACCGAUGAAGAUUUGCCCCAAGAUGGUUCUCCGCAGUCGUCGCUGUAUUAUUUCUCUGAAGAAUCAUGGCAAGGAUUCCACGAAUGGUCUAUGAAGCCCGUACCUUUACAAAUAGGUCCUUUGUGUUUCAAUAUGACUGUCGCACAAAGGAUAGUAUGCGCAGGAAAAUGGCUUGGAAACGAGGUAAUCAUUUGUUUCAAUAUCUUCAUUGCACAUCUUCUUUGCUGCAACUUAUAUUUUUUUGUGAAUAUUCAGGAAAUGGAUGGCUUUAUGUUUAUAUGGCGAGUCAAGACAACAUUGAAGCGUUGGGCGCCAACCCGUGUUGCUUUUAUGACCGCUUUGUUCUGCCUCCAACUUGAAGCUGCAUACAACGUUUUCCAUCCCGACAAAAAGUCCUAUAAACUGCCGGAAUUCCUUCUAUCAUACGGGAGAGGAGAGAUUCCAUCUCAUGGGCGGACUAAUGAAGUUUGGGGCGUCGAUGUUGAUCGUCUCUACGGUCCUCUGUUUGUAAAUGGUAACCACUGGAUUGCUGUCUGCGUCGACAUCAUUGAAAGAAAAGUGUUCGCCUUUGAUUGCGGUGGGAAUAAGAAUAGGCAAUACGUUGAGAAGUUUGCUGCUAUGAUUCCUAGGAUAGUGAAGGCCGUUGCACCACCUGGAUCGAGGAAACUACACCUGUCACCAUACACUAUCGUCGAUGUGCCUGUGCAAAAGAGAUUGAACAAGUCUUGUUGUGAUUGCGGUGCGUACGCACUCAAAUACUUGGAAUGCCAUCUGCUUGGUCUCGACAUCAACUUAGUGAAUGACGAAAUAAUUCAAGGUUGCAGACAGAAGAUUGGCGUGGAAUUAUGGGAGGCUACACACGAUCCUGUUUAUGCGGAGGUUAUGAAAACCUAUGUGCCUUCACCAUGGGAGAGGUCUGAGGUCUUCGAUCUGGAAGAAGACUAA
This is a messenger RNA of Raphanus sativus (radish), 2640 nucleotides long. RefSeq lists its product as uncharacterized. Lineage: Eukaryota; Viridiplantae; Streptophyta; Magnoliopsida; Brassicales; Brassicaceae. The record is from RefSeq and is a predicted model, not a curated record. The coding region runs from base 1 to 2640 and encodes 879 amino acids. The transcript is spliced from 4 exons. Gene Ontology annotation, molecular function: cysteine-type peptidase activity. Gene Ontology annotation, biological process: proteolysis.